AUUUUGUUGUGACAGCUUUCCCAACCGACGGAACGCGCGUUUGUCUCGCCGAGAAGUUUUGCUACUCGCAGCAAGUGCAGUGAAAAAAAUAGUGACCAUUCAAGGUGAAUAAUCGUGAAAACUAGUCUUCGAACUCGGCUUUACCUGUGAAAUUACCUAAUAGGCAGAGACAAUUGAUUAAUGGGUGGUAGCCAGCGAUAGGGACCCCAUUAAUAUUCGGAUAUGCUUUCGCUGGAAUUCGUCGCGACGACUGUCGUGCCGGUAAUGGCGCUUCUGUUCGUUGGGGCCAUCGGAUUUGCGAAUCUGUUUCACAACGUGCGAAAGCGAUUCCCGAUACGCGUCAAUUGCUGGUUUUGCAACACCAAUACCAGAGUACCUUACGAGAGCAGCAAUUCGUGGUACUGUCCAAGCUGUACCCAGUACAACGGAUUCACUGAGGAUGGCGACUAUAACAGGGAAAUCCCGGCCCAGUACCAGAGCAGGUUGAAUCCCCAGGCCAACAUCACCGACGACGACAAGAUCAGCUACUCGGCGCCGCACAAUGGCCUGUGCUUCGGCUGCAACCGCAAUCAGGAACUGAAAAUCCACCAGCUAGCUUCGUUCGUUCCGGAUGUGGAGGACAAUUACGACGAGGAGGUCGAGGAGUACAAACGCCAACUGGAACAGGUCUACAAACUGUGCUCUCGCUGCGAAAGAGUCGUCAAGCGUACCUUGAAUGACGUAAAGCGAAACAUCCUCGGUUCCAAGCUUGCCCAAAUCGGAACCAAAGGCCUGAAAGUGUUCGACAUGCACAUGAAGGAAAGUGACAAGCAAAACUCGAUUAGGCGGAUGAAAAACGUGGCCAAUGUGUGCCUGGGAGCGAUUACAAUGCUGCUACUGAUGAGGGUUUUUCAAAUUGGAUCCCAGCUCGACCUGAGUAGAAAGCGACUGGAAUCGGUAUUCGGUCCGGAAGUGAUGCAGGCAAUACUGAUCGUGGUUUCGUAUUUAGUGGCAUUCAAGGAUACUCUGCUUGCCCAGUGGAAUGGAAUCAUGGAGCAGCCCACCAUCGUAGAUAGCGUCAAUCAACUGAAGUGUGCCAAAAAUGUCCUAUCGCUGUAUUGGAGUGAUAAAAUGGAUUUCCCGGAAAGGUUUUCCGAUGUGUUCCGCGAAAGUCCGGAGGUUGUAGCAGUCCCGCGGCAUGUCUUAUCAAAUAUGGCCCUGAUUGGUCUUUCAACGAUGCUGCUGACUAUGAGGUUACACGUUGGAAACCUGAAGCCGGCGGUUGUAAUCGUGUGCAGUUUGAUUGAAAUUGCGCUCAAGUCUGACUAUACGCGCCAAAUUUGCAACUUGCAAACUUGGCCUGAUUGGAUAUGGUUGCUGCCGGCGUCGAUCUCAUUGCUGGCGGCCCUCGGUUGCAUCGGAAAGACGGCCCCCAAGGUGAAGCCCUCGGACGACGUCAACUCCAGUUUUCACAAGAUCUACUCCCAGCAGGGAAACGAUGCCGACUGCUCGGAAACCAUCGAUGACAGCAGUUCCAUUCUUCAGGAUGCUUCCAUCUGCUCUCGAAAGGAGUACCAACAGGAGAAACCAUCGGGAAACAACAUGAGUGCCAAAUCAAUGGACACGACUAAAUCCAUUAGUCCCUCUGUUCUCAGUGCUUCCACUUUGCGGCCUUUCCUCGAUACCUCGUUCAGCAGUCAGAUCUACUCGCCCAGAUCCCACUAUGGUGGGUCAGCUUUGAACGUAAACCGGCUGAAUUCCACCUUCCAUGAACAGUCAAUCCGCAGUGUCAGUCGCUCUAGCCUCUUGGGUCAAACUCCGUCCGUUUCGGUGGACAAUUUCACCACUGCCAUCGCUGGACCGAACGAAUCCUCCCUGGGGUACGGUUUCAGCAAAUACGGCUUCUCCACAAAUUGCCUCAACAAAUCGACUCUCGUGGAGGAAGACCGCUUCGGGGACGACAUCGACCGGUUGAGUAUCAGUGGCCGCAUGUCGGUUUCCCGGAAAGAUCUCACAAUGGUAAACAAUCCCUUUACCACGCAUCACGUUGACCGCGAUGACGGGUUUUCCCUGCGCCAACGGAAGGUAACGCUCUCUCCUCCCCAACUAGGUACCGUAGCGGAGUCCGGAAGUUCCUGGAUCGCUGGUGGCUACUGGGGAAGCUCUCCGCAGAAACAAGGCGGCGAAAACCCACACGACGCGACACUUACCCAUCCCUACAUGUCGCGCACGUCGUCUCAGAGUUCCGGCUUUGAAUCUCAACCAACACGGCGUCCAACGCCGGAAGAACCUCCCGGCGUUGAGCUCGACCGGGUAUCACUUUUCUCCGAACCGGCCGGGAUCUUUGCCUCGAAUGCGAGUAGCGUAUCGGCCGCCUUCCAACAGCCAACCCCUCGUCUGAAUCAGUCCUUCCAUCUACCGCUGCCACAAUCCUCGCCGAUUCCUUCCUCCCAUGGGUCGUUUUUCAGCCGUCCGUCAUAUCACUCGACCAGCGGUCGAAGUCUCUUCGGUGAGAGUAACCUCUUCCAGCAGUCCCAUCACUUAAAUUCACCACAGGUUCCGUCCCUAAUCUUUCCGCCGCAUCACUCACACACGCCGGUUUUUGGUAGCGCUUCUCACAACCCCUCGUUCAAUCAUGGAGCCGCCCUGUCAAUGGGGUCUUCUUCCUUCUCCUUGCCAGGACAUGGGAUGGGACCAAAGGCUGGCGUUCGGCGUAGUCUGCUGAAUCUGAGCAAACUUGGAGGGGUAGCGGAGGAGCAGUGAACUCAAAAGGAUAGAUCAAUUAUUUCAUUUGUUUUUGCCUAAUUUUGUUUUUAACGUUAAGUUCGGAUAAGGUCGCUCUUUUUAUGAAAAGCUCUAAACAAUGAUGUUCUUUUUUCGUGUGAUAUUUAGACUGAUAAACGAUACAGCGUUACUCCGAAUGAUAUUUACUGUGUUAUAACUACUCUACUUAUAUCAAUAGCCCGGAACUGCCAUAACGCAACUAGUUACUAGUAUAUGAAUUAAUAGGUCGUAAACUAUUAACUAAUACUGCCUACUUUUCAGAAUAAAUAGGUAACGCAGCUGUAAAAUUAUAUGAUAAUUAUGAAGAAUAAAGAUAACUGUUAAAAUAA
Molecule: messenger RNA, 3092 nt
Organism: Aedes aegypti (yellow fever mosquito)
Lineage: Eukaryota; Metazoa; Arthropoda; Insecta; Diptera; Culicidae
Exons: 4
Coding region: 223-2742 (839 amino acids)
Biological process (GO): nuclear migration along microtubule
Cellular component (GO): nuclear membrane
Molecular function (GO): actin filament binding; lamin binding
Source: RefSeq, a predicted model, not a curated record